Molecule: messenger RNA, 1499 nt
Organism: Poeciliopsis prolifica (blackstripe livebearer)
Lineage: Eukaryota; Metazoa; Chordata; Actinopteri; Cyprinodontiformes; Poeciliidae
Gene: tspan3a
Product: tetraspanin 3a
Exons: 7
Coding region: 106-864 (252 amino acids)
Biological process (GO): regulation of vascular endothelial growth factor signaling pathway; protein maturation; protein localization to plasma membrane
Cellular component (GO): membrane
Source: RefSeq, a predicted model, not a curated record
GGAUAUGGCUGGCGGAGAGGGCAGCAACACUAGCAGCUGCAUGGACAUGUUUGAGUAAAAACCUUGGUUAUUUUCUCUCUGGAGCAGCUUUAAAUCUCCGCAUUAAUGAUGGGACAGUGUGGAAUUACGUCCUCGAAGACGGUCCUGGUCUUCCUCAACCUGAUAUUUUGGGCCGCUGCUGGCAUCCUUUGUUAUGUUGGCGCCUAUGUUUUCAUCACUUAUGAUGACUAUGAUCACUUCUUCGAGGACUUUUACACUCUGAUCCCUGCAGUCAUCAUCAUAGCAGUUGGUGCCCUGCUUUUCCUUAUUGGACUCAUCGGAUGUUGCGCCACAGUGAGAGAGAGCCACUGUGGACUUACCACGUUUGUCGUCAUUCUCCUGCUGGUUUUCAUGACGGAAGUGGCCGUGGUGAUUCUCGGAUACGUUUACAGAGCGAAGGUGGAAGAUGAAGUCAACACUUCUAUCAUGAAAGUUUAUGAUGAGUACAGUGGCACGAACAGCAACGCCCAAAGCCGGGCCAUUGACUAUGUUCAGAGACAGCUUCAGUGCUGUGGCAUCCACAAUUUCUCAGACUGGCAGCAGACACACUGGUAUGAAGAAUCGAAAAACAACAGCGUUCCCAUCAGCUGCUGCAAAAUUGCAGGCUGCACAGGGUCUCUUAAUCACCCUGAAGACCUCUACCAAGAAGGUUGUGAAGCUCUGGUCGUGAAGAAGUUACAGGAGAUUAUGAUGUAUGUCAUCUGGACUGCGCUGACGUUUGCUGCCAUCCAGAUGUUGGGGAUGCUGUGUGCCUGUGUCGUGCUGUUCCGCAGAAGCAGAGAUCCUGCCUAUGAGCUUCUUAUCAGCGGCGGUACCAUAGCGUAAAGAGUGAAACACUUUUCUCAAUUUUUCUGAAAAUGUAUCAUUGGUGAGAGGAUGCAACCCCUGUGAUCAUGCUUAUCUUUAUACACUAAAUACAAGAAAAUAUAUUUUUAAGUUAAUUUUCCACAAAAACCAUUUGGUCCGUUUUAUUUAACUCUUCUGAGAAUUGCAUAUAAUACUUCUCCUUUUUGAAAACAUGAGUUAUGCAUAGUCAGCAGAGUUUCCUUAUUGUGGUUUGCAUUAUUUCUAUUUUUGAAUCUAUUAUGUACUUGAAUGACAGAGGGAAAUUUCUACUUUGCUCCAGCUUUCUGAGGAUGCCUAAUACUCUAUUUUAAAUUUUAACGGCAUAAAAAGUGGACUCCACCAUCUCCUGAUUCAGCAGCAUGCACUGUGUGUGCAUGCACUUUUGUGUGCAAGCUCUUACAGAACUGGCUUUAACUUAUAUGAGCUUUAUUUUCGGAAAUAAAUGUAUUUAACCUUUGAUGUAUUUAUUGGUUUUCAGAUAGAGUUGUUUUUCUCUCAUAUUUGUUUGUUCCAGGUACUCUACCACAAUAUGGUUUAUUCAUAUUGUCUCAUGUAGCAAUGAUGAGAUUUAAGAAUGUAAAUAAUGUGUUUAAGUAAAAAUUUAAAACAAAUGA